AGCACUGUUCGUUGCUUUUGAUUUUCAGAAUCGACUGAAAGCCAUUGCUUGUACUUUCUUGCUGGUGAGAUUUCAAAAAGUAAGAUUGUACUGUCAGUUGCGGGUCAGACUACUGUUGACUUACUUUGAAGUGAAAAUACUUUUCCCCAAGUGCAGUCGGAGGAGUGUGUAGAGGGUCUAUAUCCCCGAAAGGACGUGUUGAAGUUAACCGCCCAGCAAAACAAUAGAAGGUCAUUGUUUCGUUAUGUCGCCAAAUGACUUCAUACCCGCCGUCAUGUUGCUACUGGCAACGGCUGCUUUUAGCGUGGCAGUUCCAAUCACACCGUCGCCAAGUUCUGCAAAUAUGACGUCAACCGGCGGUGAAAGCUGCAUGGUUCGUUGGAUGCUCCAGUCCGGCGUGGAGCUGGCGAUGGCCGAGAAGUACGAAGGUGUGUUCAAGACCAUUGGAAUGACAGAAACUAAGCUAAUUGAGCUAGACACUGAUGUCCUGGCUUUCCUGAUGGGAAUGACGGCUGACCAUGCCACCAUGCUCAAGUCCUGCCUGGAUGGUACCAAUCCUGUAUGUGCUGAUGCGUUCGACCCGUGCAAAACGGAGGGAGAGUGUGCGUUCAACACUGACACUCGUUCAUACAUGUGCCAAUGCCAACCAGGCAGAACAGGACAGUAUUGCGAGAAUGAGAUAGACGAGUGUGCCAGUGAACCGUGUCAGAAUGGCGGACGGUGCAUCGACGCAUUCAACAAUUUCACGUGUGACUGCUCAGUGGGCUACGAGGGAGACGUGUGUCAACAACGUUGGCUGACACAAGAUUUGUUUAAUACUCUUAACGCUGGUUUGGCAACGGAGAAAGCAAACGUCGACGUCCUUCAGUCGCAAUUAGCUGAGGCGAACCGUAACAUCUUGGAGAACGCGAAAGAGAAUGCAAAGCUUCGGUCGCAAUUAGCUGAGGCGAACCACACAAUUCGGGACAGCGUGGAUCGCAUAAGGCAAAUUGAAGGCCCUCUAUCUUCAUUGCGGGCGUUACAACAAUGCAAUUCGGCAUCACUCGGGUUCGCCUAUACAGCACAUCGCAGACAUGUAGGUGGAAUUAAGCAAUUGGCUAGGGUCCAGGUCACCAAGAAGCAUGCAUCCACACUGCUGAGAAUCACUUACUCUACGAACAUCGCGGUCUAUGGAAGUAGAGGAGCCGCAGUGUGGUUUGCUAAAAUUGACGGUCGAGAGUGUACUCAGCCAUCACGUAUCGCUAUCAAUCACCAACGAGGGGAGGCGGAUCACGUGAAUAUUCCUGGUUAUCUGGAAGGUCUUUGCAGAGCGACAAGCUCGGGACCAAUCACACAAGGCCAUCACGUGAUCACAAUUCACACCGGAAAAUUACUUUCGUACACCCAUAACUCUAACUCGGGGUUUGGAUCACCAUCUCUUCUACAAGUCAGGGAGAUCUGUGACCAAUAAACUAUUUUCGUCGCAUAAGAGACACUAUGGAUAGUCAGAAAUAAUUUCUCCAGUGGCAUUACAUUUUAGUUAAUUAAGUUAACCUUAAUUAAGCCAACGUGCCCAAAAGGGAACAAUCGUUCAAGGCUCCAUCUCACACUCCUCAAUCGAUUUCUAUUUUAUAUCUUAGUUUUGAGCACGCUGGCAAGGUUCAAAUCUGCUUUUCGAAGAUUAGCGAAUUUGAUACUAGAGGGCGAUGGCGCUCCCACGGCGGAUGCGGGAAACUCCGCUUCCAGCAAACACCUUGAAUAUCGAUACAUUUAUCAAUUUCUUACCUUUACGUUUAUUUGUCAUAUUGUUCAGCCUGCAUCAUGCUUACGCAGUCUUUUUCCUUUGCCCACCUCUAAGCGGUCAACUCGUGGAACUACAACAAACAAUUUGUCAAUUUGCUUGUAUCAAUCCAUGGUAGGGUGCAAUACCUUUUCCUCCAGAGCAUCCCUUAUAUGGAAUGCCCUCCCUGCUCACUUGAAAGGAAGUGAGGACAUUAGAUCAUUUUCUACAGAACUUUUGCAAGCUCUAAAUGACGACAAAUUGACUAUAUCCCUGUAUUCC
This is a messenger RNA of Sycon ciliatum, 2041 nucleotides long. RefSeq lists its product as uncharacterized. The transcript is spliced from 6 exons. The record is from RefSeq and is a predicted model, not a curated record. The coding region runs from base 245 to 1450 and encodes 401 amino acids. Lineage: Eukaryota; Metazoa; Porifera; Calcarea; Leucosolenida; Sycettidae. Gene Ontology annotation, molecular function: calcium ion binding; Notch binding.